AUGGCAGCCAUAACAUCACCGGAGAUACAGGCAGUCAUACGGAACGUGAACGCAAAAGCACUCGCGCUCGGAUACGACAUCAUGGCAGACAGCAACAAGCCCGACCUCAGCGAAGCGAUAGUCGACUACAUCAACGUCACCAUCGUUGAUGUCGCUGGCAGACCUUCUCCUGCAUCCCCGACCUUCACCAGUACAAGCCUCGUGCAUUUCUUUCGAAGAAUAUCAGAAAUUUACUUUGUGCGCUUUGCAUCACUCGCUACCACUUCAAUAUUAUCCUCUGACCUGCCGAUCCGUCACUGGCAUCUACUAGAGAAGCCCAUGGACAUGCAGUGCCCGCCUGGUGCAUUGCCUCAGAUUGACGGUUUUUGCCAAUCAAGCUUCGCUGUGCGGUUGAAGCGUCUAGAAGGGCAAGGCCAGUUCUUUGCAUGA
Molecule: messenger RNA, 429 nt
Organism: Fulvia fulva
Lineage: Eukaryota; Fungi; Ascomycota; Dothideomycetes; Mycosphaerellales; Mycosphaerellaceae
Exons: 1
Coding region: 1-429 (142 amino acids)
Source: RefSeq, a predicted model, not a curated record